This is a messenger RNA of Cryptomeria japonica (Japanese cedar), 1202 nucleotides long. RefSeq lists its product as uncharacterized. The record is from RefSeq and is a predicted model, not a curated record. Lineage: Eukaryota; Viridiplantae; Streptophyta; Pinopsida; Cupressales; Cupressaceae. The transcript has 3 exons. The coding region runs from base 340 to 858 and encodes 172 amino acids.
CAAUGGUUUUAGAAACAAUUGCCCGCCCCAUGGAACCGCCUCGCUAAACAGCUUUUGCAAUUCGAAGUGUUAUUAAAUUCCCUUUACGAGGAAAUUCAGACGUCAUCGGUCCACCAAUUAUCUAGAAUCAAAACUGCUUUAGCAAAUAUAAAUGAAUUUAAAAGAAACAGCAAAGCAGACGUACAGUCUCGGCAACAGCGCUACUUCCAAAUCCAAAUCCAAAUCCACCCAAUAUAGACAUCACAAAACCAAACCUCCCUCGUUUUGAACCCUUGACCUGCAAUUCCACACCAAUUUCGGAUCUGUAAAAAACCACAUAUUUCUGUACAUAUCAACAAAAUGAUGGCGCGAGGGAGCCUUUGCGUCACUCGAUUGCUGCGUGGUCAUUUGCUGGAUAAAUCUCCUGAAGUAGGGCAAAUAAACCACGAGUCAGGGCAAAAGUGUUUUGAAUUAGGGCAAAGUUCAAGAGCAGGUAGUGUAAGGCACAAGUCAGGAUCUUCGAGGAGGAGGAACAGGCGGGGGGAGUUGAUAGAGGUGCACCUCGAGGGCGGUGAGAUGGAGGCCUUUGCCGUGAAGACACUGGAGGAGACAAUUCAUAAAAUGGCCGUGAAAAGAGCGGCCCCUGUGUGGCUUCCUUUUCGCCCCGGGAUGUCUUAUUGGGUGCCCCCGCCUGCCAAGCUGGGGGAUAUUAUUGAAGUCGCAAUUAAUAGUAAAUUGUCUCACGAGGAUCUGCAAUUGUUUUCAACGGCAAAGCGCGGAUGGCCUUCCACGGCCUAUUACAUCCAAGAUGAGUCUUCUCAAACAGUGGAGACAAUUGCAGAUACAAAUGAAAAAUCUGAAGAAGAAGAAGAAGGUUGAAUAUUUAUAUGCUCAAUUUACUGGUCAAAGCAAGAGGAAGGUAUUUUCGACAACUUUGUUUAUAGAUGACACAGCCUGCAACAUGCUGUCUACAGGCUGGUCACCUUUGCGAUCCAUUCCUCUUGGAGUUGUCAUCAUUAACGCUUUAAAGAUGGAUUCAGUGCCCUUUAAUUGCUGAAUUGGCAAUGCGUGACAGUAUUUUCUUACAGCAUCACAAUAUCUGAUACAAUGUAAAGAAAAUGUCCUUGUUAAACCAUUGGUUUGUUUUGUACAAAUUUAUAACUUCCUAAUUCAUUGUCAUAGAUAAUCAAUGUGGACAUUGUUUAUAGAAUGUAUUGUUUACA